AUUUCUUAAUCACAGUUUGCGAUAGAGAUAGAGAGAGAGAAUCCUAGAGAGAUAAUUAUAAAGUAACAUACAACCCCACUUGAUUUUUAGCACAAUUUUACUGCAAAAAAACACAGAUCUAGAUCCAAAUAACUACUCUCAACUCAAGAUCUCCAAGCUCCAAGCUCUCUCCGACUUCAUUCAGGUGAAUCACAACAUAUACAGAUGUCAAGGAGGCCAGCUAGUUUAUCAAGGCGUUUGGGUGAUGGAACUGGCAUCCCCUUUAUGGGAUCCUUGAAUCCAAAAUCACGCCCUUCCCCUUUCUUAUCCAUUGGCCUUGUUCUUGUGGGAGCUUUUCUCAUAAUUGGCUAUGUUUAUAGUGGUUCAGGUGGAAGCAAUAUUGAUAAAGUAGCUCUAAGUAGGCUUGAAGGUGGUGUUUCAUGUUCAGCAGAGAUUAAUCAAGCAUUACCAUAUCUAAAAAAAGCAUAUGGUGACAGCAUGCAUAAAGUUCUACAUGUGGGUCCCGAUUCAUGUUCAGUGGUGUCCAAAUUAUUGAAAGAAGAAGAUACAGAAGCAUGGGGUCUUGAACCUUAUGAUUUAGAUGAAAGUGAUGCAAACUGCAAAAGCCUUAUAAGAAAAGGGAUUGUUAGAGUUGCUGAUAUUAAGUUUCCUCUUCCUUAUAAAUCAAAAUCAUUUUCUCUUGUUAUUGUUUCGGAUGCUCUUGACUAUUUGUCACCAAGGUACCUCAACAAAACUCUUCCAGAAUUAGCAAGAGUAUCCUCAGAUGGAUUUGUUAUUCUCUCUGGUUAUCCUGGUCAACGUAGAGUGAAAGUGGCUGAAAUGUCCAAAUUUGGUCGCCCUGCGAAAUUGAGAAGCUCUUCGUGGUGGAUAAGGUUUUUUGUUCAGACAAAAUUAGAAGAAAAUGAAGUUGCUACUAAAAAAUUCGAAUUGGCUGCAGCCAAGAAGGCAUACCAGUCAACGUGUCAAAUUUUCCAUCUCAAAUCACUCCAUUGAAUUCAAUAUUUGAUGAAAAUAUGAAAUAUGGAAAAGCAGGAGGAAAGAAGAUAUGAUAAAAAAGAAUCGAUAGUAGAAACAGAAAGCAAAAGCAAAAAAGAAAAGAAAAAGAAACUCAAUCAAAAGUAUAAGAAAAAGAAAAACAUUUAUUGUAUUUCAUGUCUCUUUGUGAAAACAAAACAUGUAUCACAUUAUAUAUGUAAUACCAAAAGCAUUUCUAUA
This is a messenger RNA of Lactuca sativa (garden lettuce), 1215 nucleotides long. Its product is annotated as putative pectin methylesterase CGR3. Gene Ontology annotation, biological process: pectin metabolic process. NCBI's taxonomy places the organism in Eukaryota, Viridiplantae, Streptophyta, Magnoliopsida, Asterales, Asteraceae. Gene Ontology annotation, molecular function: methyltransferase activity. The record is from RefSeq and is a predicted model, not a curated record.